AUGUAUAAGGCGGUCUAUGCACACGUGUCGUACAACGGAAGGCCCAAUAUAAAAUCAUUUUUCACAUUUGCCGCAAAAAGAGCAAAAGGGAAAAGGGAAAAUUACAUAGCCGUUUGGGCAGUUUCUCCUUACGGGCGAAAGAUCUGGGCUGAAGAUGGGUCAUCGGAUUCAAGAGGCGCAUUGAGGGGCACAAAAACACAACCAAUCAAAAUUAUUGCGCAACUUUGGGUGCUAUGA
This is a messenger RNA of Sclerotinia sclerotiorum 1980 UF-70, 237 nucleotides long. RefSeq lists its product with no specific name. The coding region runs from base 1 to 237 and encodes 78 amino acids. The record is from RefSeq and is a predicted model, not a curated record. The transcript is spliced from 3 exons. Lineage: Eukaryota; Fungi; Ascomycota; Leotiomycetes; Helotiales; Sclerotiniaceae.